UUCUUUUUGCUCUUUUUGUGUCAAUCUGAUUGAGGCUGCCAAAGUUCAUGGCUUUUUUUCUAACUUUCAGAAACUUUUAAAAAAUGAAUGAAACUGUCAGAAGUUGAUGGAGAGAAAUAUUUAUCUUUUCUGCAUAAUCUAUUUUUUAUUUAUACUUUUUUAUAUGAAUGAUGCCAAAGUUGACUGACAUGAUGUUUGUUUACCUGAGAUGCAUGCAGCGCGUAUUAAUCGACUGCAGACAGACUGUUAACAUUUAAAGAAGACAAGCACCCAGCUGAGCAAACUGAGGGACGUGCAUGUUUUAGUUUUCUCUCAUUAGCGAGGAUCAAUUGCAGCGGAUUCAUGCGUGUCUUUGCCACCGAAGUGUCUUUUGAAACUUUGUCGAGACUUUUUGUCCCUGUGGAGCGGUGCCAGAGCCGCCGGAGCUGACCGCAUCCUUCCCCAAGGACGAACGAGAGGACGACAGCUGCGUCAAGAUGAAGUGCCAGAGAAUCCUAACCUACCUGCGGAUAUUUGGGACCACCAUGUUCGGCGUGUCCCUGCUGGUGGGAAUCUCCACGGCCUACAUCAUGGGCUACCAGUUCUUCACCACAGCCCGCAAUCACCUCUCCUUUGGCCUAUAUGGCGCCAUCUUGGUUGUCCAUCUCAUCAUACAGAGCCUCUUUGCGCUCUUAGAACAUCGAAACAUGCGGCGGUCUUUGGAGACGCCCAUCAAACUCAACAAAUCUUUAGCAUUGUGCAUCGCUGCAUAUCAAGAAGACCCAAACUACUUGAGGAAAUGCCUGGUGUCAGUGAGGAGGCUGACGUACCCAGGGAUAAAAGUGAUCAUGGUGAUCGAUGGGAACUCAGAUGAUGACUUGUACAUGAUGGAUAUUUUUAAAGAGAUCAUGGGAUGGGACAAAUCGGCCACGUACGUGUGGCGGAGUAACUAUCACUUCAAAGGGCCUGAGGAGACGGACGAGAGCUACGCCGAGAGCCUUCAGCAAGUCUCCAAGCUGGUGCUGAACAAUAAGUGUGUUUGCAUCAUGCAGAAGUGGGGUGGCAAGAGGGAGGUCAUGUACACGGCCUUCAAAGCACUGGGAAGGAGCGUAGACUAUGUGCAGGUCUGUGAUUCUGACACCAUGUUGGACCCAGCAUCAUCAGUCGAGAUGGUGAAGGUUCUGGAGGAAGACCCAAUGGUUGGAGGUGUUGGAGGAGAUGUACAGAUCCUGAAUAAAUACGAGUCUUGGAUCUCAUUCCUGAGCAGUGUGCGUUAUUGGAUGGCCUUCAACAUUGAGCGGGCAUGCCAGUCCUACUUUGGUUGCGUUCAAUGCAUCAGCGGGCCUUUGGGAAUGUAUCGGAACUCUCUCCUACAUGAGUUCCUUGAAGACUGGUACAAUCAGACUUUCAUGGGGUCCCACUGCAGUUUUGGGGACGACCGCCAUCUCACAAACAGAGUGUUAAGUCUUGGAUACGCAACCAAAUACACUGCACGAUCGAAGUGCCUCACUGAGACGCCGAUCACAUACCUGCGGUGGCUCAAUCAACAGACUCGAUGGAGUAAGUCAUAUUUUAGAGAAUGGCUUUACAACUCCAUGUGGUUCCACAAACAUCAUCUAUGGAUGACCUAUGAGGCUGUGAUCACGGGGUUCUUCCCGUUUUUCCUUAUUGCCACUGCCAUCCAACUCUUCUACCAAGGAAGGCUCUGGAAUAUUCUCUUGUUUCUACUCAUUGUGCAAGCAGUGGCACUGAUCAAGUCAUCAUUUGCCAGCUGCCUUAGAGGGAACAUUGUCAUGGUGUUUAUGUCAUUUUACUCUGUACUGUACAUGUCCAGCCUGUUGCCAGCCAAGAUGUUCGCAAUAGCAACAAUCAACAAGUCUGGAUGGGGGACCUCUGGGAGGAAAACAAUAGUGGUGAACUUCAUUGGUCUGAUUCCUAUAUCAGUCUGGUUCACCAUCCUCUUCAUUGGGAUCAUCUACACAGUAAUCCUGCAGACUAAAAAACCCUUUCCUGAAUCAGAGAAGAUUGUUCUGAUCAUAGGUGCAGUCGUCUAUGCCAGUUACUGGGUCAUACUGUUGACGUUGUACACAGUGCUCAUAAACAAGUGCGGGAAGAGGAAAAAGGAACCACAUUAUGAUAUGGUCCUGGAUGUAUGACCUACAGAUGAUGGUCUUCAACACCACUGAACUUUCUUUUUACAUUGUUGUAAUCCACACUAUGUUUUUGCUUUACCAAUGUAUAAGAUGCAGAGCAGCUCUGGAGGCAAAAUGGUUGAGUUCAACCAAAAUGGAGUUUCUGUUAUGCUUGAAUGAACGUAGAAAUGACAGUGGCUGCUUUUUUUUUGUUCUUUGCAUGACCAAAGCAUUCAUGAUCUUGGAUUGUCAGCAUGCUAACCAAUUAGCUUACCUAGAUUUCUUUAGCCGAAGAUCAGCUACUGUGAGCUAGCAUGCUUACUUUGGUAACUCAGAAUGGCAAAAUUAAAUGUAUUGCAGUUAGCAGCAAGAGUGCUAGGCUUUUGAAUAUUAGCUACCUCUUACCCAUGUCGUUUUCACUGGGCUUCAGUAUAACAUUUACAACUGAACCAAAGAAACUGUGGAUUUAUUUCACCAACCAUUUAGGUUUAACUUGACCAGUAAGAAAAUGUAUCCUCCAGAGCAUCGUUGGGUCACAAACAAUUGUUCCUACUAGGACGAAAUCUACAUAUCACCCCUACCAAAGGGAAGCCAAAAGCCUACCGGACACUGCGUCAAUGAAAACUGAAACUGCCACAUGACUGGACAUCAAAGAUAAUAAGUCCAAUUGGUGUUAAAAGAGGUCAAUACCAUCACUAUUUAUUUAUUGUUGGAUUAUCACUAUCUGCAAAUGAGAUCCAAAGGCGAAGUGGUAACGUUAGCUGCAUAUCACAAAAACACAGCAGGAAAAUGACUGCAUGCUACAAGUUCAAUUUUUCAUUCUGUUCUUUGGUAACUGUAAUGGCGUACCCUUCCAGUGUUUUCGAAUGUCUUUUGGGAAGAGCUACAAUAUCAGAGGGUGCACAAAGGGCUUUAAAAUAGAGAGCUGCUCUUUUUUGUCGCACUUAUGUCAUAUGGGAACUACACUUCCAUGCUCAUGCCACUGUAACUCUUACAUUUCAGUUUAGUUAGUUGAUGCAGGUCAUAUAAGUCUACACAAACAGUGACUUUGGGAACUACUGGCGUUGUUCAGACAAUGCAUUAUCAGGAAUUAACAAUGUGUUUUGGACAUUCAGUUACCAAGUGACUGCACUUAAGCAUAUAGGUCCACCUAUUAACAUAGCCAACACAUCAUUUCCAUGGCUCUCUUACCAUGGCUUAAUGUCCUUGCUUGUUGUGUACUGUGAGGUUGCUGGCAAUACAAACAACUGAAAGAUGAUUUUGGAUUCCUCUUUUUUACCCCAUUUUUGUUGCUGUUCUAAGUAAUAAAUGCUCCCAAAUGAAGAACAGCUUUUCCAGAUCCCAAAUAGCUCUUCAUUUGGAGUUAAAGAUCCGCUGCAAUAAAAAAAAGUCCAGAUCUCUAUAAGAGCCACAGUUCCCAUCACUCUGAGGCUGUAUGGACAUAAAUGAAGCCAUACUUUUUGUUAAUUAGUGGAAUAAUGCGGAUCAUAUCAGUUGGUGGGUUGGGCCAAACUGGAUUAAAAGACCCCUGCAGCAUGCAUUUUGAACUAUUGGAAAUAAAACUGUUUUCAGAACACAUUAAGAUAACGUCCACACAAAGCAAGGGUCACCACUUGGUAUCCAAAUGUCCAAAAUCCAAUACAAAUCCCUGCUGAUGCAUUGUGUAAACAGGGUAAAUGUUGACAGGUGUUUGAUGGUUCAAGAGCCAAAGAAAUACUCAGUUAUUCCUCUUAAAGUCUACAUUUUAAUGCAUUCACUCCCACGAGCGUGGCUAGGUACUCCCAUAUGACAUAAAGGCAGAACUAUCUGACGUUUACAAAGUGAAGAAUCUCAAACUGAUCACUGAUUGGUUGGUGUUUUCUCAACAGAUCUGGUGACCAGGUGAACAUAUGACCAGAAGAGAGAUAAUGUAUCAUUGCUGCUGUGACUAUUUUAUGUUUUACAUAUGACAAUGCCUUUUAAAAAGAAUAUGAAUAAUAGUUGUAUGUUGAAAAAUAGUUUUAACACUAUUAAUGUGUAUUUUUUUAAAAAGAUGAAUGAUAACCACCACGUAAACAUAUUGGAUAUGUUCCAGUCCAAAGACUUUGUGGUUUUCGCCUUCCAUGUGCCCUUGCUCUCUUCCUUUCUUUAUGUUUUAAAUGAAGGAAAUGGAUGCACCUCUGUUUCCCUGAAUUGUAUCAAAAUAUGAGAUGAUAAUUAAUAAUGCAUCAAAUGAAGAAAAGUACUACCUGCUACCAGGAAUGUGAAUAAGGGCACUUGACUGAAGGGAACAGUGUUUUGGAAUGAAACACGUCCAGUGUUUGCUAAAGACGACCAGGAGCAGACAUGAGUUUUACUUCUAUGCACUUUUAUGUCGCUCCAGUCGUCUCGUGUGAUGCUUGACGUAAUCAAGAUGAAAUACCUCAGUGGUUCUCUUUGCAUUGCAUCAAGGUAUCGGGAUGCCAUCCACAGACUGAUGCAUUCUGAAAGUAAUUUAUGGUCUGUUUGUGAUAUUAAAUAUUAAAGUGUCCUUUUUUUAUAAGCAGUUCCUUAUUAAGUCAAAGCUGGAUAUCUCUGCCUUGUCGGCCCUUUGCUGUAGCCGUUUACUUAAUGUUUCCUUGUAUUUCAAUGCAUUUUAUAUAUAGACAUUUUAUUCUAUUUUUGCUUAGCUACCAAAGAUUCUUUAUUUUCGCUCAUGUUUUUAUAAGGAAAAUGGGAAAAAUGUAUUUGUUGUGCUUUCAACUGUUCUGACAAUGACUUGUAUAUCUGACCAAACAAUGUGAAAUUAUGAGCUGGGGGUUUUGUCUGCAAUAACAACAAAAAAAUGCAAUUUGUAGGGAUAAGUUAUUGAUUUUAAGAGAGGUGAUGAACCUGUGUUUUUGUACCUUAUACGUAGAUAAAGAACCAGCAUAUUUAUGUCCUUUGUAUUUAGUAGAUUGUCCUCUAAUAAACAUGUAAACUCCCUACACAGUAGAGACAGGACAUUUAGGACUUAUUUUUAAUAUGUGCACCAUUUCAAUAUGAUUGCUAGGCAUCAACUUUCUUUCAUAGUUUGUGCAUCCAGUGUUCAUAAGGCUCCAAAGCCAGAGCAGACUAAUCGUCCAAGACUUUUGCACAAAAUGUGUUGUAAAGUUGUGAGGUGCCUUAAUGAGCAACGACAAAAUAAAAACAGAGUUUACUUUUAUACAAUUAUAAUGAGAGGUUUUAUUCUGGGGUUUUGUGAAUGAGACCAACAAUUUAAGUUGUUUUUGUGCCAAACUUGU
Molecule: messenger RNA, 5353 nt
Organism: Cheilinus undulatus (humphead wrasse)
Lineage: Eukaryota; Metazoa; Chordata; Actinopteri; Labriformes; Labridae
Gene: has2
Product: hyaluronan synthase 2
Exons: 4
Coding region: 477-2135 (552 amino acids)
Biological process (GO): extracellular matrix assembly; hyaluronan biosynthetic process
Molecular function (GO): hyaluronan synthase activity
Source: RefSeq, a predicted model, not a curated record